Diprion similis is the source of this 1689-nucleotide messenger RNA. RefSeq names its product acyl-CoA-binding protein homolog (gene Acbp1). The coding region runs from base 206 to 475 and encodes 89 amino acids. The record is from RefSeq and is a predicted model, not a curated record. Gene Ontology annotation, molecular function: fatty-acyl-CoA binding. Gene Ontology annotation, biological process: fatty acid metabolic process. The transcript is spliced from 4 exons. NCBI's taxonomy places the organism in Eukaryota, Metazoa, Arthropoda, Insecta, Hymenoptera, Diprionidae.
GCGCUUCCCAAGUUCACAGUCCACUUCACCGCAGCCAGCCAACGGUUAAGUCAAGUGUAGUCGACAACGCGGGAGGCCGAUUUUUGUCUCUCCUUAAAAAUCACCUUACGAGUUGACCUUGAAUUUCAAAAUUUCCCUCGCAUACUCGAAGGGUGAGUAGGUAGAGCCAUCUGUGAUUCAAUCAGAUAACUAACUUCGCUGAAAGAUGUCUUUAGACGAGAAAUUUAAUGCAGCUGCUAAAGAAGUCACCGAAUUGGCUUCUCAGCCUGCCGAUGCUGAUCUUUUGGAAAUUUACGCCUUGUUCAAACAGGCAAGCGUUGGUGACAUCAAUACAACCCGACCAGGCAUGCUUGAUUUCAAAGGAAAAGCGAAGUGGGAUGCUUGGGAACAGAAAAAAGGAAUGAGUCAGGACGAAGCCAAGGAAAAAUACAUCGCCAAAGUCGCAUCGCUUGUCGCUUCUAUUGGCAAAAAAUAAAACCUUUUUUUUUUUUCUAUAAAAUUAUGCGUUAUCUACAUAGUUGGAUGUCAAUUUCUUCUUUUGUUACUUUUUUCACUUUUUUUUUUUUUUUUUGUUUUUUUAACAAAUGAAAAAACACUUGUAAAACACAAACAAACAUUUCACGCAACGCACAAAUAAUAUGUCCGCAUAAUUAUUGAACCCCAGCUAGAGCUGUUAUCAAUUCAAAACUCUCACUAUUUAUUUCGCGGAUCAUUUACAUAAUCCGUAUGGAAAUGUUUCGUAUUUAAAAUUGUGCAAUAUGUAUAUGGUAUGUUUUGAUAGUUACCAUGCCUAAUACCAAGUAGAAAGGGUUAAAUUAUAACACGCAUAAUGUUAUAAAUUAAACGUUACGUCAACGUUAUGUAACAAACCGAAAUAUACUUAAAUAUAUUACCUAUUAUAUUUAUUAUGGGGUUCUAAAAAUGAUUUAAUAAAAGAUGAUUUACACUCGCUGAUGAUAUUGUGAAUCAUUAUCACCUUUGUUAACCGAAAUACGCAUUAAAUCGUUACGACAUUCGAGGAUACUUUCGAAAUUGCCAACAGUUGUAAUAUAGAUUCGUUUUUAGGGUGGAAAUUAAUUACCGCUGUUUCAACAAUUAUUAACAUUAUAAUGCCAGAGUACCGGAAACAGGUUGGAAAAAAUAUGGCGAUCAGUAUAGGGUGCAAAUAAAAUUUUUUCUGAACUUUCAAAUUCUAAACAAAGGAUUUUACAUCGGGCCGUAGACUUUGAAUUAAAUUUCGUUUCAUGUCGAACAUUUCCGUAGAAAGAAUUUUUACGUAUUCUUUUAAAACUCGCAUUAUUUGUUAAUGAAAGGAUAAUAAUAGUGAAUAAUGGUAGUGUAUUUUUCAGAAGCUUAACAUUUUUGUCUUAUCAUUAUAUACACAUACGUAGUCAAUUAAUUGCUUAAGAAAAACGUACAGUGGGCGAUACAGUUUUAAAGGGCAGACUGGGCUUGGAUUUUUAAUUAUAUAAGCUAAGAAUAAGGGAUACUCGCUUUAUUUUGUAUCAUCAUUUAUACCUGACGCACACACCGAACGAAUGAUUUUCACGAUUAAAAUUUACCUUCCUUAACAAAAUAAUUAAGAAUAAUUUAUUUGAAUAUUUAUCUAGAUAUUAUAACGUAGGAUAUUUAAAAUUAGAAUGGGUGUUAUUUCAUUAUGUGUAACUUAUAAUAUAUGUGUAGUGUGGU